GUCCGCCACUUGGAAUCCUUCCAACCGGUUUUCUACUUGGCCUUUGCAAGAUUAUUCUCUUCUUUUUAUCGCGAGGAGGUCAGCCUUGGAAGAGCCGCUGUGCUUUUCUUUCUUUCUUAUUCUUUUUUCUUAUACAACUUACCACCCUUCUUCCUCUUCGCCAACAGCCCGGCUACCCAGCAGCCACGCCGCCUCAGGCGUCAUCAACACCCUUCUCCGCUAUCAUCGUGCAUAACCCUGGCAAUCUGCCCCAGUCGAAUGCGAUAAAGCCGGCGGAUCACAAGGCAGGCUGUCGAUUAUGUCGGACGACAACACCUCGCAGGAUGCUCCCGCCAAAUCCAAGGGCUCAGCAACAGCCAACGGCAAUGGAACGAGUUCAGGAUUCAGCGCCGGCCCGGCUGGCCAUGGUUUACGCCGUUCCAGAACUUCCGUAGACGAUGUCUCUUCUUCGCGCCAUCGCACUGGUACACCAACAGGACGAUUCGCAGAUGCUACGUUUGAUCUGCCUCCGCAGCCACCGCGACGGAGCUCCAACUUCUCCGAGUACAGUUUCAACGAGGCGCGCGAUCUCCUCAAUCCUCAUGGCCGUUCCCGCGAGCCCAUUGAUACAUCUUCUCCGGAAUCAUCAUCUCUCGCCGGCCUAUCUCUAGCGUUUGCUCUGCUGCCUGCGCUCUCAGGUGUGCUAUUCACCAAUGGUCAUGCCGUUGUAACGGAUAUAAUGCUGCUUGGCUUGGCCGGCAUCUUCCUGCACUGGUCUGUAACGCAGCCAUGGAUCUGGUAUCACGCCGCACAACAAGUACGAGUUCAACAAGAAGACGAUAGCGACAUUGCUGUAGACUCCGAAAGCGAAUACGAAACAGCAGAUGGCGAACUAUCCAAUAGCACUGUGCUUGAAGACGUCCCAGAAGAAGGCAACUCAGCAGACAGGCCUGCUAGUGCUGGCCAAGACAAGAUUAUUACGCCGCAGCAGCAAUCUGCAUUGACCGAGCUCUAUAUGCAUGAAGCGCUAGCUCUCAUCUCCUGCUUUGCUCUGCCCCUUGUUAGCGCCUACCUUUUACACGCCAUCCGAUCACAGCUCAGCCGACCUUCCGAAGGGCUCGUAUCAAAUUAUAACCUGACAAUCUUUUUGCUCGUAGCCGAACUUCGAGCCAUGUCUCAUAUGAUUAAGCUUGUCCAGGCCCGGACGCUCUAUCUACAACGCAUUGUGCACGAGAACCCCUAUGCCAUGGCUAGCACCAGCGGCUCUCAAGUUGCCGAGCUCAUUAGCCGCGUUCAAGUUUUAGAAGGCCGAGCAGCGCUUGGUGGAUCUGAACACCUUGAUAACAAGCAGAGCAGCAUAAGCAAGCAGCAAGCUGAGACCACCAUAGCACAAGAUGUUCGCGCUGCCAUCCAACCAGAGCUCGACGCACUCAAUAGGGCAAUGCGCCGAUACGAGAAGCGAAGCACGCUUCUUCUGCACCAGACUGAUGCACGCUUUGGUGCCACCGAGGCAAGGCUUGACGAUGCUAUAGCCCUCGCUGCUGCCGCCGUGAAAAACAGUGCCACCAACAGCAGCAGCCUGGUUAUGCGGGUUCUUGAUUCCAUUUUGGCCAUUAUCCUCUUCCCUUUCAACGUUAUGGCCCAGAUUAUGGUAUUUCCCCUGCGCCCUUUCACAGCAUUCUUUCAGAAAAAAGGAGGCAAGCAGUCUUCGUCGGCACAGGCCAAUGGUCGCUCCCGACGACCCGGCAAAGUCUCUGUACCCUCUCGAUACGGGGGAGACCGGAUGCCAGCACGUUUACCCAAACGGUAACAGAAAUGAGUUACACGAAAUCCAUCUUCAAUUUAUGCGCUUAUUUCCAUGUUUCCGUCACGAUGCCCGCCUCCGUUAUUGUUCAUGUCCGAUACCUCUCUCCUACAUUCUACCACCCACGAAAUGUGGCUACCUGCUUUACACUUUCUCUUCUUCAAAAGUUAU
Molecule: messenger RNA, 1954 nt
Organism: [Torrubiella] hemipterigena
Lineage: Eukaryota; Fungi; Ascomycota; Sordariomycetes; Hypocreales; Clavicipitaceae
Source: the annotation of a GenBank genome assembly